Seriola aureovittata is the source of this 1837-nucleotide messenger RNA. It is a transcript of the gene foxb2, whose product is annotated as forkhead box B2. Gene Ontology annotation, molecular function: RNA polymerase II cis-regulatory region sequence-specific DNA binding; DNA-binding transcription factor activity, RNA polymerase II-specific. Lineage: Eukaryota; Metazoa; Chordata; Actinopteri; Carangiformes; Carangidae. The coding region runs from base 429 to 1391 and encodes 320 amino acids. The record is from RefSeq and is a predicted model, not a curated record. The transcript has a single exon. Gene Ontology annotation, biological process: regulation of transcription by RNA polymerase II; cell differentiation; anatomical structure morphogenesis.
CACCACACACAGACAGCAGAGCAAACUGGCCCCUCACAUCCUUCAACCGCCGCGGAAACAGAGGGAACUCAGAAGACAACUAAACUUUUACGCACAGAGACCGACUUUUACGCACAACGCCAAGAGCCUAAUUUGGCGAAGAGACAGAAAACUCUUCUUUCUUCGGACGCAGGAGCCUCUUAAGGAUCUUACCUGACAGCAGCGGGCCUUAAGGCUACACUGUAAUCGAUAUAACGCGGGUAACCCUGCACCUGUAGGAAGAUCUGCCAGCGUCUAAUCUAAUGGCUCAGAACUUUGGAACAGAUCCGUCAGAUGGCGACUGAUAUGAAGACUGUCGAGUUAGCUCCGUAAACAUUGCAUUUAAAUUACUUAAACUUUAAAGGCUGUUUUAUUUAACAAUUCAAACUUAAAGAAAAUAGUAACCAGUCAUGCCUCGUCCUGGGAAGAACUCUUACAGCGACCAGAAGCCCCCAUACUCCUACAUAUCACUGACAGCGAUGGCUAUCCAGAACUCAGCUGAGAAGAUGCUCCCUCUGAGUGACAUUUAUAAAUUCAUCAUGGACCGAUUUCCGUAUUAUCGAGAGAAUACCCAGAGGUGGCAGAAUUCCCUGCGACACAACCUGUCGUUCAACGACUGCUUCAUCAAGAUCCCUCGGCGGCCUGAUCAGCCGGGGAAAGGCAGCUUCUGGGCUCUGCACCCGGACUGCGGAGACAUGUUUGAGAAUGGCAGCUUCCUGAGGAGACGGAAGCGCUUCAAGGUGCUGCGCGCUGAGCAUAUGGCCUGCAAGAGUUCCCCGAUGAUGCAUUACUUUCACCAUCAUCACCACCACCACCCGGGCAGCAAGCUGAGCACAGCAUCCAGCCACCACGACCACUCAGCCGGCCCGGCAAGCACCGUGGGUCGGCUGCCUCACUUUCAGGGUUACGGGGGCAUUACUUGCGCACAGCCGGGCGGGUUUAAACACCCAUUCGCCAUCGAGAACAUUAUAGGACGGGACUACAAGGGUGUGAUGGCCAGCGGGCUCCCCCUCACCUCUGUCAUGCACCACCUGGGUUACCCAGUGCCCCCGCAGCUCAGCAGCGUGGUCAACUCCAUGUGGCCGCACGUCGGGAUGCUGUCAGAGUCCAUGGGUGGCGUGCCCAUGCCCGCGACAUCCGAGUACGCGCCCUUCAGCGUGUCAGCAAAGGGCCUGUACCACAACGCCAAUGGACAAACGAUGCCCGCCGUUCCCCUGCCAAUAAAACCCACCCCGUCUCUGGGUCCAGUGCCCGGCCUGACGGGGCUGCAGUCCGGCCCGGCACAGCUCUGCUCACCCGCCUCAGUAAUGGAGAAGAGCGAUCUGCUGGAGGGGAAAGGCAACCCUUUACACCCGGCCCUCCUGCUGUCCUAACCGGGUAAAUUGCGGGUCAUUUUUGAAAAGUAACGCAAACAAGAUGAACACUAUUAGGCCUACUGCAAAAAAAAAAGAAAAAAAGAAAAAGAAACAAGACAGACCAGGAGUCUGAGAUAUCAUAGAUUAAGUUACGUGCAGCUGUAGCAGAGUUGUAAAAACUAAGGUUAACUUUGUGCUGUGUAAUGAAUUUUUCAUUAGACCCAUGUUGAUUGAAAUCAUAAUUUAUUUGCACAAUUUGUGAGGGCAUUUACCACAUACUGUAAUGUGGCACUGAUAAAUACAAUCAGAUAAGUAGAUAGGCUAAAGCCAAAGAAAGCUUUGAUUUAGGAGACAAUUCCUUACGAAUGCAAACCAACAACUCUGUUUAUAUUUUUGCUCUUAUUCUAUUUAUUUUAUUCUAAUCUACGGCAGGCCUCUCCACUAAAGACAUGCAGGCCUUCAUG